Molecule: messenger RNA, 1894 nt
Organism: Rhagoletis zephyria (snowberry fruit fly)
Lineage: Eukaryota; Metazoa; Arthropoda; Insecta; Diptera; Tephritidae
Source: RefSeq, a predicted model, not a curated record
AUGACCAACGUCUCUGCCAUCAAAGACUCGAUGAUUCCCCGGGAUCUGCGCGAGAAGCUGUGCGCCAUUCAGCCGUCCGCGGCGGCAAAGGAUGCAAAGGAUGCGAAGGAUGCAAAGGAGUUUGCGGCAAUGGCGGCGGCGGCCGCCGCCUCUGUCUCGGCUGCUUCCUCCGGUGCUGCUGGAAAUGGAAAUGGUGGGAAUGGAAAUAAUGGAAAUAAUGGCGGUGGUAGUGGUAAUGGUAAUUCAGCCGGUGGUGGUGGUGGAAAUAAUGGUAAUAACGGAAAAGGAAAUCAAGAUGGAGGAGGAAAUGGUGGUGGAGGUGGUGCCACGGUUGCCAGUGUCACCACACCUCAUCCCCAACACAUGGCCGGUAACAGCAACACACAAACUGCGUCCAAAGACAGUCCUGGUGGUGGUGGCAGUGGCAGUAAAGGACAUGGUGGACAUCAAACUAGCAGAAAGAAGCAACAGCAGCAGCAGCACCAUCAUAAUAAUAAUCAUAACCAUUCGAAUCGAAAAUCCUCAACGAGUACCACCACCUCUUCACGCACUCGACCAUCAUCAUCUUCAACGACGACCACCACCACCACCAACAGUCGCGGCAGGAACACCAACACGACGCCCACUAGUCGAACGAGGCAGCAACCGAGCAGCAGCACUAGCAGUACCAGUUCUGGAGCUGUUUCUGGUGCCAACAGUGCUGCUGGAGGUGCAGCUGGAGCAGCGAAUAGCUCCACUGGCAAUAACAACUCCAACUCCGGUCAGCUGGGCACGACCACCGCCUCGACCACCGACGGCGACUCCAUCCAGGAUGACAUCAACAGCUACGGGGUGAUGAGCAAACACAAGACGGGCAAUGAAACGGUGCUCAGUAAUGGAACAGCAGUAGAGACUUCAAACAGCGGCAACCGAACUGAAAGUGAUCUAAACGCCAUCAACAACUCUACAGAGACAACCAUGAGUUCUACAACGCCAACUCCAACAACAAGUACUACAAGUACAGCUACGACGACUUCAACAACUUCCACAACGACGACAACAUCGACGACUUCUACCACUACCACCACCACGACGACGACCCUUUCCCCGACAACGGCAAUGGCCGACAUACCGAAUGACAUCUCGAUGCCCAUUCCGGAAAGUAGCACCAAUGCUAACAAGCGAGAAAAGCGAAAGGCAACCACCAAGGCGGGCAAUGUCGCCGAUCUGCUGCUGGCCAAGCUGAACAACCUCACCUCCAGUUUCGCCACUGCCACCGGGCAAAACCCCAAUCAGGGUCAGCCAUCAUCAGAGAUGCAAUCAUCAUCAUCGUCAUCAACUAACAGCACAAAUAGUAACAGUCAGAAUGUCAACAACAACAACAGCAUUUCAAACAGUCCAAACAACAGUCCACCUCAACAGCAACAACAACAACCUCAGCCAAACAAGCAGCCGUCUGCUUCAGGCAAAGGAUCAUCGUCGGCGACCGGUAGUGACGGCCAGUCAUCGACGCCCAUUGUGCCGGAAAACGACAUCGAGCUGACUGAGCGCGAGGAGAAGGAGCUCCAGGAGAACCUGACCAACUGGCUGGCUGUCAUCUACAACUCCAAUGAGAAGAUCGCCCAGGAGCUCGGUCACCAGUUUGAGGACUUCAUCCUCCGCUGCACCAUUCGCUCCACCAACUGCACCAGCGAGGAGUCUUUCGAGUCCUUCUUCACGCCCACCGAGGGCAACUGCUUCACCUUCAAGGGGCAGAAGCUACGGAAGAACUACCUGGACCGCAUCAAGGACGAGACCUCCAUUGCAGGGGUCAACUACGGGCUAGAGUUUGUGCUCAACCUGGAGAUCAGCGAGUACUUGACGGGGACGACGCAGAUUGGCGCCAUCAUCAUGAUACAGCACCCCGAUGAGAUUG